Molecule: messenger RNA, 3363 nt
Organism: Belonocnema kinseyi
Lineage: Eukaryota; Metazoa; Arthropoda; Insecta; Hymenoptera; Cynipidae
Exons: 6
Coding region: 1-3363 (1120 amino acids)
Molecular function (GO): nucleic acid binding; zinc ion binding
Source: RefSeq, a predicted model, not a curated record
AUGAAUAAUCCAGAACUAGAUGCGUUAAGGGCGUCGCGAACACCGAUUAAAGCUAAAUUAACUCGUAACAAGAACUUCCUCGAGAAAAUUAAACAUAAGUCUCACGGCAUAACCACGUUAGCAGAAAAAUUAGAAAAGUUUAAUCCUCUAUAUUCGGAAUUCGAUUCAGUACAAACUCAGAUUGAGAUUUUACUUGGAGAAGACGAACAAAUGUUAGAGGAACAAUCAAAACAGCGCGAUGAUUUCGAAACAGAUUAUUUUACUGCUCUUUCGGAAGCUCGAGCCAUUCUUGAAGAAAAUCGAACGACCCCGGUACCAUGGUUACGCGAAAUCGUCCGAAAGACUCACCUCGCAUGCAACGGCAAAAAAACGUGUCCGCUCUGUGGCGACUCUCAUGGACUUUAUAAUUGUGAGAGACUGCGAGCACUUCCUGUGUCAUCGCGAAUUAAGGAAGUUCGGCGUUUGCGAAUUUGCUACAAUUGUUUAUCUCCCGGGCAUCAUAAUCGUCAAUGCAAUGCGGGACCUUGCACUAAAUGCAAAAGGAAGCACAAUACUUUGCUUCAUCUUGAAACCAGUGUAGCCGAGAACGCGAAUAAGCAGCAGAGUAUUGCAGUCGUUCAAAACUUAACAUCUAAAGGCGAUCAGCCGAUUAAGACCACUCUCGUUGCUCAUUCUAGGUGUAUGGAUAAUGAGCAUGUAAUAUUAGGAACUGCACUUGUAUGGACAAAGGAUCGGAGAGGAAAGCUGCAUGAAUGUCGCGUUUUACUUGACUCAUGUUCUCAAGUAAACCUUAUGACACGCGAAUUCUGUAAAAAAUUAGAACUUCCGAUGUUAACUUCCGACACCGUGGUUUCUGGAGUAUUUAAACACGAGCAGGAACCACAGCAUCGCGCUCAUUUCACAUUUAAUUCGCGAUGUACCGAUUUGUCACAACAAAUUACGUGCCUCAUUACAACGGACAUUACCGAUGACAUGCCCAACGUGCGAUUGCGUAGAAGUGACUUCAGCAUCCCUGAUGGAAUUACAAUGGCUGAUCCAAGAUUGGCUGAAACGCGCCCUAUCGAUCUAUUAAUCGGCGGGGGUACAUUUUGGAAGCUUUUAUGUGUCGGGCAGAUCCAACUCCGCGAAGAUAAAAUAAAAGAUCUCAGCCAGGAUCAUCCGAAAUCGAUCUCUGAUGUUCAGAGCAAAGGCCGGACCCUGUUCCUGUACGAGUACUAUGGGAGGGCAGGUAGCCCUUGGUCGAUUCGUGCUGUCGAUCACCUGCCCAAGUUGAGAAGGUCUCGUAGUGGCAUGUGGUUUGGGGAGGUUGUCGGGCAGAUCCAACUCCGCGAAGAUAAAACGAUAUUACAAAAAACGCAACUUGGAUGGAUUGUCGCCGGUUCCAUGGAACUUCCACCCCCCUCAUACAAAUCACAGGCUGUGUGUAAUUUGAUUUCUAAUCAGCAAUUACAUAAUGAAGUCCAACGAUUCUGGGGAAUCGAGCAUUAUUCAGUCAAAAGGGAUCAACCAGAACUGGAUUUACGUGACGUCUGUGAGCAGCACUUUCUGUCAACGACUAAGCGUGACCCUGAAGGACGAUUCAUCGUGACAAUUCCCUUUAAGGACGAGGUCAAUGUACUUGGGGACUCUCUGAAAAUUGCAGAAAAACGGUUAUUCGCGAUGGAGCUAUUUAAAGAAGGCAGCACUACUACCAAAUUACGCGUUGUCUUCGAUGGAUCUGCAAAAACUUCUUCCGGUCUCUCAUUAAAUGAGGUUCAGCGAGUCGGUCCAGUGGUUCAAAACGACCUUUUCCCAAUCACUUUGCGAUUUCGCCAGUAUCCUAUUGUACUCUCUGCUGAUAUUGCCCAAAUGUAUCGGCAAAUUAAGGUCACUCAAAGUCAACAAAAUUUACAAAGAAUUGUGUGGAGAACGGACGCUUCUAAACCAAUUCAGCAUUUUCGACUCACUACAGUCACAUACGGCACCGCGUCAGCUCCUUUCUUAGCUUCGCGGGCCUUGCGACAAAUUGGCGAAGAAAAUAAAGAAAACUACCCCAGCGCCAGUCAGGUCGUCAUGCGAGAUUUCUACGUGGACGAUCUACUUACGGGGGCAAACACGGUGGAGGAAGCAAGGAAACUAAAAACUGAAAUUAUUCAUCUUCUCUCAGCCGCAGGAAUGGACGUUCAAAAAUGGGCUUCGAAUAACCCAUACGUAUUCGAAGAAUCGAAUCAUUCAAAAUCAGAAAGAAUGAUUCAAACAGAUAAAGAUCCAAAAACUGUAGGAUUAUUAUGGACACUUGCCAUCGAUGAAUUAAAAUACUGUGUACAGCAGACAUCGCACUCCUGUGCUACAAAAAGGCCAAUAUUAUCAACUAUUGCUCAGAUUUUUGACCCAUUAGGCCUCGUUGUUCCAGCGGUGAUCCGUGCUAAAAUCAUUCUUCAAAGUCUGUGGCAAUUAAAACUCGGUUGGGACGAGACUCUACCGCAAAAUCUUCACACUGUAUGGAAAGAAUUCCACGGUCAACGCAAGGCACUAAAUGAAAUUUCGGUACCGCGAUUUGUUCUUGGCGAAAAUCUUGUAACUGUGCAGCUCCAUGGAUUCAGUGAUGCCUCGACAGUAGCAUACGGCGCUUGCAUAUAUUUACGGUCGUCUGACUCUGUCGGGAAUCGCACUGUACAUAAUCCAGCUGAUCUCAUUUCUCGCGGAAUCAAUCCAGAGGAUCUCUGCGACCAGGAACUUUGGUGGAAGGACCCAGAUUGGCUCUCUCAAUCUGUAGAAAACUGGCCUGCGAAACGUGACCUGACCAGCGAAGAACUCGACAAGUUACCGGAAGCGCAAAAACGUAAAGCGAAUCUUCUUCUAACCGCGCAACCGGACUUUACAUUACUUGAGCGAUAUUCAUCAUUACACCGUUUAAUUAGAGUAACAGCGUACUGCUUGCGAUUCAUAGAAAAUGUUAAAAGGGCGAAAGAGCUUCAAAAGUUAGGUUACCUCGAAGUUUCCGAAAGAGCUCAUGCAUUAUCGAGACUUUUGAAGCUUGCUCAGACUCAAGAUUUUCUACGCGAAAUUCGUGAUAUCCAAGAGUCGAAGCAAAUUUCAAAUAAAAGCAGAUUGUAUUCUCUUAAUCCAUUUUUAGAUGCGCACGGACUUCUCAGAGUGGGCGGCCGCUUGGUGAAUGCUCCUUUAUCAUUUGAGCAGAAACAUCCUAUUAUAUUAUCACCAAGCAAUCCACUAACUAUUCUUAUCAUUUCUAACGAACAUUUAAAAUUAAUGCAUGGUAGAUGCCAAGCGGUGAUGGCUUCUCUGAGAAAUGAGUACUGGCCUAUUUCCUGUAAAAACACUAUAAAAAAUGUCCUUCGAAAAUGCGUAACAUGUUUCGAAUAA